Molecule: messenger RNA, 2882 nt
Organism: Triplophysa dalaica
Lineage: Eukaryota; Metazoa; Chordata; Actinopteri; Cypriniformes; Nemacheilidae
Gene: fpgs
Product: folylpolyglutamate synthase
Exons: 15
Coding region: 412-2136 (574 amino acids)
Biological process (GO): tetrahydrofolylpolyglutamate biosynthetic process
Cellular component (GO): mitochondrion; cytoplasm; cytosol
Molecular function (GO): ATP binding; tetrahydrofolylpolyglutamate synthase activity
Source: RefSeq, a predicted model, not a curated record
UGGAAGUAAAGACAAGCCAUUUUUAUCAUCAUCAACUUGCAUCUCUGCACGUGGCGACAUCUUUUUUUCUGACAAUAUUAAAACGCAACCUGGUUAAAAAAUGAUGCCACAAGAUGUGAGCUCAUCAACACGGAACUCGAAUUGUUAACCCAUGCGUUAUGCUCGUGUCCGAAUUAACCGCAAUGUAGCUUCUUAACAUGCUUUGUGAAAAUAUUCAGUCGCCUCAAAAAUGUGUAUUUAGUUAUUGUAGAUUUAAACCAUUCAAAGAAAUUAAACAGUCCGUCGCACUGGUCAAACAGACGUGAAAUCUGUAUGGUGGACAAGUAGGAGGGGUGACAUGACGACACAGUUCCAUAUCGACAGGAAAACUCCCCAAAUUUGGUGCGACUUCCUGCUGCUCUGUCGGCCACAAUGAUGCGCCUCUACAGCGUGCUGGAGCGUUUACGCGCGCCCGUCAAUCUGGCGCGUAACCGACGUCCGGCCGUAAUGUUUGAACUGUCACUGAGGCUUUCAAGCACCAAAGUUGCACCGCGGUACCGAAGGAUGGACUAUCAGGAUGCUGUGUGCACGCUGAACACCCUGCAGACAAACGCCAGCGCUCUGGAGCAGGUGAAGAGAGAGAGAGGACAUCCUCAACUCCAGCUGCAGGCCAUGAGAGGAUUUCUCCAGAGGGCUGGUCUCAAGGUAGAAGAACUCGAUCAACUCAAUAUCAUUCAUGUAACGGGAACUAAAGGAAAGGGGUCGACGUGUGCCUUCACGGAGCAGAUUUUGAGAAAUCAUGGCUUCCGCACAGGAUUCUACAGUUCGCCCCAUUUGGUCGAAGUGAGAGAGAGAAUCCGAAUCAACGGGCAGCCAAUCGGCAAAGAGCUUUUCACAAAAUACUUCUGGCAGGUGUAUGGGCGACUGGAGGAGACGAGGGUCGCUCAUGGAGGAAGCAUGCCAGCAUAUUUUCGCUUUCUCACGAUCUUGUCCUUCCAUGUGUUCCUCCAGGAGAAGGUGGAUUUGGCUGUCAUUGAGGUGGGGAUCGGUGGGGCGUAUGACUGCACUAAUAUUAUCAGGCGACCCUGGGUGUGUGGCAUCUCCUCUUUGGGCAUAGAUCACACCAGCAUAUUGGGAGAUACCAUUGAGAAAAUAGCCUGGCAAAAAGGAGGAAUAUUUAAGCCCGGUGUCCCUGCAUUCACAGUGAAACAGCCCGACGGGUCGAUGAAGGUUCUUCAAGAGAGAGCUGAAGAAGUUGGGUGCUCGCUGUCAGUGUGUCCUGAUCUGGAUGAGUAUGUGAGCGAGGGUUCGCUCACGUUGGGUUUAGCCGGACAUCAUCAGCGCUCUAAUGCCUCUCUGGCCUUACAGCUCUCGCACGCCUGGCUGCACAGACACUUACUGACAGAUCCUGCGCUGUCUUCGGUCGAGUUCAGUGGUGUGAAUCCAGCUCCAGCGUUUCAGCCCAGUCCUGCGAUGUUCAAAGGUCUUAUGGAGACGGAGUGGGCCGGACGCAAUCAGACGCUAAAACACGGUCCUGUGACGUACUUCCUGGACGGAGCUCAUACCACCCGCAGCAUGCAGGCCUGCGUCCGCUGGUUCAAUGAAGUCGCAACACAACACGAGGAAAAAGCAGAGGGUCCAGUGAUGAGGGUCCUCUUAUUUAACGCUACAGGAGAGAGAGACUGUGCUGCUAUGCUUAAACUGCUUGCGCACUGUCAUUUUGACUUUGCCGUGUUCUGCCCGAACAUCACAGAGAUUACAAUGACCUGUAAUGCAGACCAGCAGAACUUCAACGUCUCCGUUGAAAACAUGCUCACCCGUUGCCUGGACAACCAGCAGAGCUGGCGGGUUAUGAACGGCCAAGAGGAGAAACCAGACGCGGAGCUUCUUAUCAGGGGCGGUCUGCCACUGGUGGCGGAAAGACACAGCGAUACACUGGUGUUUCCUUGCAUCCUCAGCGCUCUCCAGUGGAUUAGUCAGGGAAGAGACUCUGUCCUGUCAGACCCAAACAAAUGUGUCAUACCUGUUAAACCGAGCGUAAAUGCAAAAGCUGCUGCGCUGAGAGAGGCAACAAACAUACAUGUUCUCAUCACAGGUAGCCUGCACCUAGUGGGAGGAGCUUUAAAACACUUGGAUUCUGCUUUUAACAGUCAAUAACAGAUGUCGGACAUACAGCCAAACUCAGAACACCGCAAGAGCACCACCUAGUGGCUAAAAUCUGUUACAUUGCUACAGUUUUCGGUUUUGUCUUCUGUUAAAAAAUUCCCAUUGAAUCCCUGACUUUGGACCGACUUUUCCUAUGUGUUUAAUCCACAGAACACAUCAAAGCAUCUUCACUUGAGCUGUUAAUGUUUAAUAUUAGUUUUAUUUGAAAUACUUCAAGUACACUGUGUUUACUUCAUAUAUGUUUUUGUUUUACACUACAGUUUUGAUGUUCGUAACCAGAUCUCUUCAUAUGGGAUUUUUGAAGUCCGAAGUUGUCGUGUUCUGGAUUUAUUUUUGCAGUUAAAAACACAGUUCUCCAUUACAAGUAUUGAUAUUUCACAUGGAACAAAUGCAUAGGGAACCUGUAAUGCUUCUAUAUCACGGAGAAUCAUCAACUUUCAUAAAAAAUCAAAAUGUGUCAAGAUGUUUUUUGUAUAUGUAUAUAUAAUUACAUAUGGACAACUCAAAGAUCGUUGAGGUAAAAACCUACAUUUAAAUGUGUAAUGUUAAUUUAAUUUCUAAAAAUACUUUGAACUUUAAAGAAUGUUAACUGUAUAUAGUUUGUAAACUAACGUCUGUAGAUUUUGAACAUGUCAGGUUGGUGUUUGUGAUGUUUUUUAAUUGAUUUGUUUAAUAGUGUUAUUAAAAAAAUAUAUAAAAAAAACAAUAAAAUGUGUAAUUAUAUAUGAACAUCUAAA